AUGCAUCGUCAGAACGCUCUCAAGCUCGAAACCCCCGGAACCAGCAACGAUUCCGAGCUUGCUUCGCGCCAGUUCCACUUUCCAUAUGCGGAGGCCUACUCGAUUCAGCUCGACUUGAUGCGCAAAGUGUUCUCUACCAUCGAAGACGGGAAAGUGGGUCUGUUCGAGAGUCCAACCGGCACAGGCAAGUCGCUUUCACUCAUUUGUGCUGCCUUCACAUGGCUCAGGCAAAAUGCACAAAGGCACACCAUCGGCACAAGCACCAACGACGGCGAAACUCACGGCUCGAACCACGGCCCAGCAACGCAGCAAGAGCCCGACUGGGUCGUCAAGCACAAAAAUGAACUCCGACGAAAGCAACAUGAAGCAUACGAGCUUGAUCUCAAAGAUCGCAUUGCUGCUGCUCGCGCAAAGCAAGCCGCUCUCAAAAAAAGCCUCCAAGACGGUCAAGUUCUGCUCGAUGCCCAAGCGAGGGUUGCUAAGCGGCAACGUCGCUCGGCUAACGACGACGAUGAUAAGGACUCGGAUGACGACCUCCUGAUAGAUGAGAAAGAAGGUGCCAAGAGUGCGAGGACGCUCCAAAUGGCCACCUACUCCAAGACUGCUUUGUCCGAAACGUCGGUCGAGAUCGACUCGAGCCUCUCACCUGCUGUCCGCGCACUAAUGCAGCAAUAUGAGCAAGCCAGCAGUCGAGGUCGUGAGGACGAAGAUGAACCUGAAACACUGCCUCGUGUCAUCUAUGCCAGUCGAACGCAUUCACAGCUCUCGCAAUUUGUCGCUGAGUUGAAGAAGACCUCCUUUGGACAAGUCGAUAUCAUCCAUGCCGAAACACUACCGAUUCGCACAAUUCCUCUAGGAAGUCGCAAGCAGAUGUGCAUCAACGAAGACGUACAACGGAUUGGCCGAAACAAAGGCUCAGAAGCAAUGAACGAACGAUGUAUCGAGCUGAUAAAGGGAAAAACGGGCAAGACCAAAUGUUCAUCUCUACCUCCCUUUGAUCAGACCGGGCGUUCCCGGAUUCUGGAGUUUCGCGACGCUGCCAUGGCCGAGGUAGGUGACAUCGAAGACCUUGUACAACUGGGAAAACAGACCAACACCUGUCCGUACUUCGCUGCGCGCAGCAGCGCCAAGCAAGCCGAGCUUAUCACACUUCCGUACAACCUACUUCUCCAGAAGGAUGCACGCAAUGCACUUGGCAUCAGCCUCGAAGGAUGCAUCGUCUUGGUUGAUGAGGCACACAAUCUGAUCGACACCAUCCUCUCUACGCAUUCGGUAACAAUCGACUCGCAGCAGAUCGCACAGGCGUCCGAGCAAAUCGAUACGUAUCUCGACAAGUUUGCAUUGCGACUAAAGGGAUCCAAUGAGCAGAAUCUGCGUAAGGUGCGCAAAGUACUGUCGAGCAUGUCAGCCUUUUUCUCCAAGAAGGCUGCGGAGGGAAAGACGAAUGCCGAGUUGGUCUUGUCAGCGGCCGACUUGGUGAGGAGUCUGACUGGUAAUCUGGACCAGAUCAACCUCGUAACGCUCGAGACGUGGCUAAAGGAAACGCAGAUCGCAAGAAAGAUCAGCGGGUACGCAGACAAGCACAGCAAGAUGGCGGUGCAGCAGGCAGCGGCGUCAGUAAACCAACACAAUGGCACUCGGACCAACAAGAGCAGACAUCCGCCCAAGCUUCUACUCGAAAAUGCAUCACCCGAUUCGAUACGCUCCGCAAGUCAAAGUGCCAUCUCUAGCAUGCAUGCGAUUGAGACUUUCAUCCUUUCGCUCGCCAACCGGUCCGAAGACGGUCGAGUAGUGCUUAGCAGCGCGACCAAUUCGGCAGGCGAGAACGUCGUGCGAGCCAAGUAUCAGCUGCUCAACCCAUCGCACGUUUUCAGAUCGCUUGUCGACGAAGCACGCUCCGUGAUCUUGGCUGGAGGAACGAUGGAGCCCAUGUCGGAUUUCCGCCAACAAUUGCUUCCCUUUGUACCACCGGAUCGCCUCGUGACAUUCUCGUGUGGUCACAUUAUACCCGCCAGCAACCUGAUGGUCUCUGUCUUGUCUGCAAGUCCAAAAGGGCUUCCUUUCGAGUUCAAGUUUGACUCGCGCGACAAUGUAGAGCUAAUCGAUGAACUCGGUCGCACGCUUGUCAAUGUUUGCAACAUCGUGCCCGCCGGAUUGGUAGUGUUCGUCCCGUCCUAUGCAUUUCUCGACAAACUGAUGGCGAGGUGGAAAGAUGCGGCGUCAGGAGGCUUGCUGCAGAGGCUAGGUAGCAAGAAGAAGAUUUUCAUCGAGCCAAAGACAACCAUGGAAGUAGACAAGGUGUUGGGCGAGUAUACGGCAGCCAUUCGGGCCAAGGAUGUCAAGACGGGAGUAUCGAGUGGUGGUGCGAUCAUGUUUGCGGUCGUAGGUGCCAAGCUGUCGGAAGGAAUCAACUUCUCAGACAACCUUGCCCGAGGCGUUGUCAUGGUCGGUAUGCCAUUCGCCAAUAUGCACAGCCCGGAGCUAGCUGAGCGGAUGAAGUAUGUACGUGAACUGGCAAUCAAGCACGAGUCGACUGCAUGCGUUACAGCAUCGCAAAAACCAAGCGACCCGGGCCACGAAUUGUACAUCAACCUCUGCAUGAAGGCUGUCAACCAAUCGAUCGGUCGAGCAGUACGCCAUCAGAACGACUUUGCAGCGCUCAUCCUGCUCGAUCGAAGGUACGCGCGGCCCGAGAUCAAACAGCGUCUACCAGGAUGGAUCCGCGACCAAGUCACUGUAGCUGACCGGUUCGGCAGCAUGGUCCAACAGACAGCCGCAUUCUUCAAGAAUCGCAAAAAUUGA
Mycosarcoma maydis (corn smut) is the source of this 2802-nucleotide messenger RNA. Its product is annotated as DNA helicase. Gene Ontology annotation, cellular component: nucleus. Gene Ontology annotation, biological process: establishment of sister chromatid cohesion; nucleobase-containing compound metabolic process. Lineage: Eukaryota; Fungi; Basidiomycota; Ustilaginomycetes; Ustilaginales. The record is from RefSeq and is a predicted model, not a curated record. Gene Ontology annotation, molecular function: hydrolase activity, acting on acid anhydrides, in phosphorus-containing anhydrides; DNA binding; ATP binding. Bases 1 to 2802 code for a protein of 933 amino acids. The transcript is spliced from 2 exons.